Messenger RNA from Drosophila willistoni, 1201 nucleotides. RefSeq names its product vesicle-associated membrane protein-associated protein A. The record is from RefSeq and is a predicted model, not a curated record. NCBI's taxonomy places the organism in Eukaryota, Metazoa, Arthropoda, Insecta, Diptera, Drosophilidae. The transcript has 2 exons. The coding region runs from base 182 to 826 and encodes 214 amino acids.
GCAGACGAUUCAACAGUCAAGCAUCAUAUGCAUAUGCUGUCAAAACUAUUCCAAUUGCUGGCAUAUUUCCGACAGAAUUUCCAUUCGAUUUUUCCCUUCGAUUUCAUACAUUGGGUAGAACUUUUGCCAGUGUGCAUGUGAAUUUGCGUGUGAAAGUUACCAGUCAAAAUCAAUUUCAACAAUGGAAUCACGUAGAUUGAGCCUGCUUAUCAUCAGACCACAAAUGUUGACCUUUCAUGCCCCAUAUAGACGCAUUCAGAGACGUUUGCUGACACUACUGAAUCCCACGUCGAGCAAAUUUAUCUUUAAGGUGAGAUCCAAUGCGAAUAGGCAUUAUAAUGUCAGUCCCUAUUGCGGUUCAAUUGAUGCCUAUGCCACCAGUGAGAUUCAAGUAGAGUUAGGUUUCUUUGACUUCCAAAGCAAUCAGCUGUAUCGUCAUCGAUUUGUCAUUCAAUGGGCGAAAUCACCAAAAGAAGACCUUCCACUGGGCAAGGAGAUCUUAAGUUUAUUUAAAAAUAUUCCACAAUCAGAGUUGGAUUCUGUACGUAUACCAAUACAUUUGAAUGAAUUUGGUACACCUGUGUCCCAAUCGGAAUGGGAUCUAUUGGGACUGGUUAUGGACGAGAGACUAGAACUACGCGCUCUCUGUCCAAAUUGUGAGGAUCCCGAUAGGCCUAAACGGGCUAAAAGGCGAAAAAUUUGUCGCAAAAUUUGCAAAAUUCUACUUAUAAUGGGCACCAUAGUGGGAGUUUUGUUUUUAGUGUAUUUCCUACGUCACAAAAUUUAUGAAUUUAUCAAAAUUGAAACUGAUGAUAUCGAAUUGUGAAUGAAAAGAAGGUGUGCUAUAUCUAUAUAGGCGAAUGCAUCAGCAAGUAGACAAAAUGAUUCCAAUUCAAAAACCGAAGACAUGAGUUUGCACCUGUAAUAGCUGCUGCCCUCUCCAACAAAUAGGAGAAGGAGGAGUGACAGGGUCAGUUCCCUUUUCGCCUUAAUUGGUGGCAACACUUCAUUACGCCACACACACAAACACACAUACACAGAAUCUCUCUUUUACGGAAACGAGUGUGUGAGGUGAACGUUGAUUAGGUGGUUUUUGAUUUAGAUGCGGUUGCAAUUUAGUGUCGCGCCCACAAACACAAAACAAACCGACCACAAACACAACAAUAACAAUGCAAUAAAUGGUAGUGCACUUUGAUUUUGA